This is a messenger RNA of Vanderwaltozyma polyspora DSM 70294, 1194 nucleotides long. RefSeq names its product RNA-DNA hybrid ribonuclease (gene RNH1). Gene Ontology annotation, biological process: DNA replication, removal of RNA primer. NCBI's taxonomy places the organism in Eukaryota, Fungi, Ascomycota, Saccharomycetes, Saccharomycetales, Saccharomycetaceae. The record is from RefSeq and is a predicted model, not a curated record. Gene Ontology annotation, molecular function: nucleic acid binding; RNA-DNA hybrid ribonuclease activity. The transcript has a single exon. The coding region runs from base 1 to 1194 and encodes 397 amino acids.
AUGGGUAAAGGUGGUUAUUAUGCUGUUCAAAGAGGUAGAAGUGUCGGUAUUUACAGUAGUUGGGAUGAAUGUAAGGCUCAAGUAAAUGGUUACAGUGGAGCUGUUUACAAAAAAUUUGAUAGUGCAGGUGAGGCCAGUUCUUUUGCAGGUUCAAGUUCCGGCUAUGGUGGAUCAAGUGGAAGUACUUCACAAGGUGGUUCUUCCUAUGGAGGUUCUUCCUAUGGAGGUUCUUCCUAUGGAGGAGGUUCUUCCUAUGGAAGUUCUUCCUAUGGAGGUUCUUCCUAUGGAGGUUCUUCCUAUGGAGGUUCUUCCUAUGGAGGUUCUUCCUAUGGUGGUUCUUCCUAUGGAGGUUCUUCCUAUGGUGGUUCUUCCUAUGGAGGUUCUUCUUAUGGAGGUUCUUCCUAUGGUGGUUCUUCCUAUGGUUCAGGCACUCAAGCAUCAAAAUCUGAAAAAUACUAUGCUGUGAAAAGUAGUAACCCACAAGUUCCUAGUAGAGUAUUCAAUAACUGGGAUAACUGUAAUGAUUACGUUAAGGGUCAAAAAGGUCUUUCAUUUAGAAAAUUCGAUUCUUUGAAUGAUGCCAGUAAUUUUUCUAAGGGUAUUGUUUCAAGUGAAACUGAUUAUAAUAUUUUAGGUACAACUGAAUCUGAUUUUGCAGCUAAAACUCGUAUCUCAAAUCCAGUACAAAGGUCUAAGCCAGCUGAUAAAGUUCGUGUUUAUUGUGAUGGUUCGUCUUUACACAAUGGUACUGCUAUAGCCAGGGCUGGUUAUGGUGUUUACUUUGAUCAUGAUAACUACAAAGAUUUAAAUGCCAGUGAAAGAUUAAAUACCGGUGCUCAAACGAAUAAUAGAGGUGAGAUUGAAGCAGUCAGUAAUGCUUUAGACUCUAUUUAUGAUUCUUUGAGCAAUAAGGGUAACAAAGCAGAAUUCGAAAUAUGGACUGACUCUGAAUACGUAAUGAAGAGUUUGAAUGAUAACUACGAAACCAUCGCUAAACAAAAAGGUGAAUCGGUAGCAAAUGCAGAUUUGGUCAUGCCUAUGAUUGAAAAAUAUGUCAAGGUCAAAAAAUACUAUGAAGUUAAUAAAGAUUCCUAUCCUGGAACCGAUUUCAAGAUUAAAUGGGUUAAAGGUCAUGAAGGUGAAUAUGGUAAUGAGAUGGCUGACCAACUCGCAAAACAAGGUGCAAUGAAAUAG